Moneuplotes crassus is the source of this 987-nucleotide messenger RNA. Lineage: Eukaryota; Ciliophora; Spirotrichea; Euplotida; Euplotidae. The record is from the annotation of a GenBank genome assembly.
CAUAAAUGCUAUCAAGGAUAUCAUCAAAAAGCAGACUUAUCCACAAUUUACCCAGAAGAUAUGCUACACAGUUCAAAGAUUUCUUCGGAAUCUCCCAGUCAAUAGAAAAGCGCAAAAUAGAAAAUGACCAUAUGCUGAAUUAUAAUAUCUCAAAUACAAAAGUUAUAUCAGGAUUGUUGGGAUCUAUUGUAUGAUUGGGCAUAGCUAUACAUUUAAUGAGCACCAAAUAAGAGUGCAACUAUAUUCUCGUUCCUGGACCUAUACAAGAACAAACUAAGUAUAAGUUUGUGAACAUCAUUCGAUUCUCCUGAAUGGCUACUUAAGAAAAAGAUGAUGAUCAUGGCAAAUUUGUUAGAAAAUCUCAAUUCAGCCACUACCUUAGAAUCAAAGAACCAGGCUGAAUACAUUAGAUUAUGCAAAAUGCUAAUCCAUUGAAUUAAGAAAGCCAAAGUUAGGGCGAUGGUAAACGGAAAUACUUACUGUCUUGAUGAAUUCCUAACCUGUAUUGCAUUUAUUAUUCCAAGACUAGAAGUUAAAGACCAGUUUAUUAAGUGCAAAGAAAACCUUCUUUCUAUCAUUAUAGAGCUUAUGUACCAAUAUUGUCUCUAUCUUCAAACAAGUAAGAAAACUCUUCCUGAAAAAAAAUACCAAGAAAUAUUACUUAAAAGCCACAAAAUCAUCAAAAAGGGGUCAAUAUUGCUCAUAAAACACACAGACUCCCUCUUAAUCGACUCUACAGCCAACUACCUCAAAAUUCUAAAAAUCAUGAUCGAAGUAGACCACUUCUACUCCUUCCAAAACUCAUCCAGUGACGAACCCCAAAAACUACAUCUCGAGCUAAAACAAAAGCUUAAGGCCAAAAUAGAACCCCUCAUCUCAGAGUACCUCCACGACUACGACUUCAACAAAGCUCUGUACGGUGAGAACGACAUUUUCACAAAAUGGGAAGAAAUCUUCAAAACUCCUACCUAGCAGUCCUGUUUAAAU